UAGGAACGAGCAUUAGGUAUUUUUAAAGGAGAAGAUGAUGAAUCAGUAAAGUUUUCUGAAGAAGAGCUAGCAGAAGCUCCCUUUAUAAAAUUAAAAAGACAUUCAACCAUGACAAGUAUUGCUCAAGGUACUAAAAGGUUAAUUAAGGGACCUGAUUUUUUGUUAUUACACAAAUCCAGCGACAAUUGACAAGUGAUAUCUGUUGGGUUAUCACGGGUGUUUUUUUGAUUUGCGUAAUUGAAGCAGAAUCAAUCAUGUCGCCCUCACCUGUGACAAUCGCAACUGUUAUUUAUGAAUGUGUUUCAGCUUUUGGUAAUGUGGGAGCGUCUACUGGUUAUCCGAAUACUGCUACCUCACAAGUAGCUCAAUAUCACGUCUUGAGUAAGCUAGUCAUUAUUUUACUUAUGUAUAGAGGAAGGCAUCGAGGUAUAGAUUAUGAUUAUGAUUAUGAUUAUUAUAUAUUCAUGGUAUAUGUGUAUAUAGGUUUGCCUGCUUCUAUUGAUAGAUCUAUUUUGUUGCCUUCUGAUGAACUUGUUCAAAAAGAAAAGGAAGAUGAAGAAAGAAGAAGAAAUGCUUCUGUUUCAUUACAAGUUGUCAAUGCUAGUGGUACAAGUAGUGGAUUUCAACAUCAUCAUCAUGGCACAUCUGAUAAUGUCAUCUACACUAGAUCUUGUACAUUAUAAUAUAUAGACCUUUUUAUACCCCUCCUUUUUUUUUGUUUGUUUAUUUGUUUGUUUAUUUAUUACUUUUAUUUACGAGUUGUUCUGCAUUUAUUUGAAACCUACUACACACUCCCUCAAAUA
Molecule: messenger RNA, 803 nt
Organism: Cokeromyces recurvatus
Lineage: Eukaryota; Fungi; Mucoromycota; Mucoromycetes; Mucorales; Mucoraceae
Exons: 1
Coding region: 255-683 (142 amino acids)
Biological process (GO): intracellular potassium ion homeostasis; potassium ion import across plasma membrane
Cellular component (GO): plasma membrane
Molecular function (GO): high-affinity potassium ion transmembrane transporter activity
Source: RefSeq, a predicted model, not a curated record